Messenger RNA from Juglans microcarpa x Juglans regia, 1254 nucleotides. RefSeq lists its product as uncharacterized. NCBI's taxonomy places the organism in Eukaryota, Viridiplantae, Streptophyta, Magnoliopsida, Fagales, Juglandaceae. The transcript is spliced from 3 exons. The record is from RefSeq and is a predicted model, not a curated record. The coding region runs from base 1 to 1254 and encodes 417 amino acids. Gene Ontology annotation, molecular function: nucleic acid binding; zinc ion binding.
AUGGAGUUAGGAUCUAUUGCAGCGGUAUCUUGGCCGCGGUUUAAAAAGGAAUUCAAUGAUCAUUUCUUCCCGAACACUAUGAGGAAACAAAAGGCACGAGAGUUUAACAAUUUAGUACAAGGGGAGAAGACGGUCGAGCAGUAUGCCCGGAAGUUUAUAGAACUCGGGAAGUUUGCUACACAUUUGAUUACUAGGGAGGAGAUGCAGAUCGAGCGAUUUCAGGAGGGUCUACGGCGAGAGAUCCGUAGACAGGUUGCUUGUUUGCAAAUUUUGACUUUUCAGCAAUUAGUAGAGGUUGCUUCGAUUGCAAAGCAGGAGUUUAUUGAUCCUGUUGCUGCUCCAAUUGGGCAAAAGAGAAGAGUUUUCAGGGAAGGAAGUAGUUUGGAGUCUGCACCUAAGUUAAUUUCCAGGACUGGGGCUCGACCGCAGAUGGCCACCGGAGUACGAAUGGGGGGUCGAGUGCCAGUAUGUGGCAAAUGCAAUAGGUCGCAUGUCGGCGAGUGCUACAUAUCUGGGAUUCAGUGUUUCAGAUGUGGGCAAACAGGACAUCUUGCUCGCAGCUGCCCUACCAUGAUGCAAGCGAAUCGAGGUGGUUACCGUGGUGGGAGGACUACCCCAAGACCAAUUGUUCAAGCUAGGGUUUACGCAGUGACACCUAGUGAGGUAGAUGAUGAAGCUCAGGAAAUCCAAAAUGCUGGAGUCAUCACAGGUAGAGUUCGACUAUAUGAUUAUUAUGCUUGCACUUUGUUUGACUCGGGAGUAUCUCAGUCAUUCAUUUCUGCCACGUUUGCACGGAUGUGCAACCUGGUCUUUAAACCUUUAUCACAGUCUUUGGUAGUGAAGUUACCAAAUGGGGAAACUGUGUGGUGUUCGAAGGUUACCCUAGGUUGUCCUCUGGUUAUAAAUGGAAUGACUCUUAAGGCAGAUUUGAUAAGGAUUGUUAGUUUCCAACUAUCUGGGGGAAAGUAUUUGGAGUUUGCAGGAAGUAAGAUUAAGGCGAAACCUGCAGUUAUAUCUGCCAUUCAAGCAAGCAGGGACUUAGCUAAUGGGGCGGAUGCCUAUUUGGUUCAUGUGAUGUCUGCACUUUCGGAAAAGAAAUCUGUAGCAGAUAUUCCGAUUGUGAUGGAAUUCUCUGAUGUAUUUGUGGAUGAUUUGCCCGGCUUGCCACCUGUUCGUGAUUUGGAGUUCGCCAUCGAUCUAGAAUCCGGUGCGGCACCAGUUCAUAAGGCCCCGUACCGAAUGGCGCCAGCAUAG